This is a messenger RNA of Cydia pomonella (codling moth), 1208 nucleotides long. Its product is annotated as calcyphosin-like protein. Bases 96 to 776 code for a protein of 226 amino acids. NCBI's taxonomy places the organism in Eukaryota, Metazoa, Arthropoda, Insecta, Lepidoptera, Tortricidae. Gene Ontology annotation, molecular function: calcium ion binding. The record is from RefSeq and is a predicted model, not a curated record. The transcript is spliced from 8 exons.
AGACGCAACGUCCGAGAAGUUUAAAGUGGUUAUUAGAUCUACACGGUCGCCGGGCCCUUGUAAAGAGACAGUUAUCGUAGUGGUAUCAUACAAAUAUGACGUACGAAGGUAAACUCAAGACGGAUUCAAACAUAGCAUGGCAUCGUCCGCAAGCGUCGCCGUUCCGCGUCGAGGAGGAGUUGAUGCAGAAGAGCGCACGAGCGCUCAGCACUAUCACCGACCCUGUGGAGAGACUGCGUCUGCUGUGCCUGACACGCGGAGCGUCGGGAAUUAUGGAACUGGGCAGGAUUUUCCGAAAAAUGGAUCACGGUGGAAGAAAACAACUUAACAAGGCAGAGUUUUUCACGGGCAUAAAAAACUCUGGACUGGACUUAAGCCACGAGGAUGCAGAGAAAUUGUUCGCUCAUUUCGACACGGCCAACCGCGGUACUAUUAAUGUCGAUGAAUUCAUCAAACAGAUUCGUCCUCCAAUGAAUGACGGCCGCCGUGCUAUAGUCGAUCGGGCGUUCAGGAAACUGGAUAAAUCUGGAGAUGGGGUUAUUGCCACAGAGGAUCUCCGUGGCAUUUACUCGUGCGCUGCAAACCCGAGGUACAAGAGCGGUGAAGAGACUGAAGAACUGCUCAUUGGCAAAUUCCUUGCUAACUUUGAGAGCGAGGGCACCGUCGGUGGCAAGGUAACGCUUGAGGAGUUCAUAAACUACUACAGCGGCAUCAGCGUGUCCAUGGAGGACGACUGCUACUUCGAUCUCGUAAUGCGGCAGGCCUACAAGCUUUAGACAUCAGGCCAGAAGCAUGGACCUAAAAUACCAUGGACUUUACGUCGCUAAGACAAAACUGUGAUUUCAUGACACUCGGGCGUAACGGUCCUUGGCUCAAACCCAAUAAAUGAUAACUACGUAUACACAUACGUAGUACACACGCGUGCGAAAUGGGCGUGUCAUUAAGUCAUUACUUUGUUUUAGCAAUGUGGUGUCUUUGCAUUUUUCGACCAUGGCCUGAAGUCUUUGUUUGUCAAAGGUUUCACACCAUUUAGACAAGCAGGACAGCAUAUAUUACACGCACAUUUUAAGGGUUUCGUCGAAACGCUGAAUAUCGAGCACGUCACUAUUAUUUAUUCAAUAUUAUUAAAGUAAAAAUUUAUUUAUUUAACAAAUUAACUAUGUUUGAAACAUGCUGUGCUUCCUAUUAAUUAGAUAUUUUUAAUGUAA